Messenger RNA from Laccaria bicolor S238N-H82, 1614 nucleotides. Its product is annotated as xanthine/uracil permease. Gene Ontology annotation, molecular function: purine nucleobase transmembrane transporter activity. Lineage: Eukaryota; Fungi; Basidiomycota; Agaricomycetes; Agaricales; Hydnangiaceae. Gene Ontology annotation, cellular component: plasma membrane. Bases 1 to 1614 code for a protein of 537 amino acids. The transcript has 17 exons. The record is from RefSeq and is a predicted model, not a curated record. Gene Ontology annotation, biological process: transmembrane transport.
AUGGGCAUCGUCGAUAAGCUCAAUAAUGCGGUCGCGAGAUCUUUCUUUGGGAGGUGGUUCAAGUUGGAGGGCUCUGGAGUGCCGAAAGAGCGUAUUGGGUCUCGGUUUACGACUGAAAUCCGAGCAGGAUUAACGACAUGGGCUGCGAUGGCUUACAUCAUAUCAGUUAACGCAUCCAUCCUAUCUGACACCGGUGGGACCUGCGUCUGCCCCACGACAGACCUAUGCCUCAACGACCAGAACUACCUCACCUGCGUCAACGAAAUCCGGCAAAACCUCAUAACCACAACCGCCGCCAUCGCCGCCCUCUCCAGCUUCCUCAUGGGACUCUUAGCGAACUUACCAGUGGGACUAGCGCCGGGGCUAGGUCUCAACGCAUACUUCGCCUACUCCGUCGUCGGGUUCCACGGUAGUGGCAUUAUCACUUAUCGCGAGGCGUUAUCUGCUGUGUUCCUGGAAGGGUGGUUAUUUAUCAUCUUAUCUCUGCUCGGCCUCCGGCAAUGGCUCGCACGGAUUAUGCCACAAUCCCUCGUGCUCGCCGUUGGCGCUGGUAUCGGGCUCUUUAUCGCGUUCAUUGGUUUAUCCCCGAAUGGCUUGGGAGUUAUUGGCGGCGAUACAGUCAACCUCGUCGGUUUAGGAGGAUGCAAACCUGAAAACUUCAUGGAGAACCUCCCGCACUACUGCGCUCGCGGCGUCCUCCGGAGUCCAACAAUGUGGUUAGGGAUCUUCACCGGCGGGUUCUUCACACUCAUCCUCAUGAUGUACCGCGUCCGCGGAGCCAUCCUCAUGGGCAUCUUCUUAACGUCCAUCAUCUCCUGGCCCCGCCCUACCCCAGUGACGUACUUCCCACAUACGGCGGCGGGCGAUGCCAUGUUCGAUUAUUUCAAACAAGUCGUCGCGUUCCAGCCGCUCGAUAAAGUUGGGAAUGUCAUUGAUGUGAGUUUGUUCUUUUUCAAAGGCAAGGUCUGGUACGCGUUGAUUACCUUCCUCUACGUGGAUAUCUUGGAUACCACCGGGACUCUCUACGCCAUGGCGAAGUUCGCGGGUCUGCGUGAUCCCGUGACACUCGACUUCGAGAACUCAACUAUUGCAUACUGUGUGGACGCCUUCUCCAUCAGCAUGGGUGCGCUUAUGGGGACAAGCCCCGUCACGGCAUACAUCGAGAGCGCCACUGGUAUCAGUGAGGGCGGCAAGACGGGUAUCACAGCCAUGUUCACAGGACUUGCGUUUUUUGUCUCUGUGUUCUUCGCCCCCAUCUUUGCUUCUAUCCCAUCAUGGGCUACUGGUGGGGCGCUGGUCAUUGUUGGGUCUAUGAUGAUUCGCAACGUCAUGGAGAUCAAAUGGGACUACAUCGGUGACGCUGUACCCGCUUUCCUCACGAUCCUCAUCAUUCCCCUGACAUACAACAUCGCAUACGGCGUCAUAGCAGGAAUACUCUCCUACAUCCUCCUCAACGCCAUCCCUCUAGUAAUCUCAAAACUCUCCAGAGGGCGACUCGUACCUCACAACAUCGAGAACUCGGAAGAGUGGGUUAUACCCCCUGGAGGUAUCGUGCCAUAUUGGAUGUACGUACCCCCCAUUCUCCUCUUACCCUGUGAAUGGUCGUUCAUGUGA